Molecule: messenger RNA, 849 nt
Organism: Triticum turgidum subsp. durum (durum wheat)
Lineage: Eukaryota; Viridiplantae; Streptophyta; Magnoliopsida; Poales; Poaceae
Source: the annotation of a GenBank genome assembly
AUGUCGGCGAUAGUGGGGCACGACGACGGCUCGCCGCCGUCCCCGCUCCACCUGCUGGAGGUCACGGUCAUCUCCGCGCAGGACCUGCACCGGCGCCACCGGCUCAGCCACCGGGUGCGCGCGUACGCCGUGGCGUGGAUCGACGGCACGCGGAAGCUGCGCACGGAGGUCGACCUCGCCGGCGGGGCCGACCCGACGUGGAACGACCGGUUCCUCUUCCGCGUGGACGCCGGGUUCCUCAAGUCGGAGACCGCCGCCGUCGUCGUCGAGGUGCGCGCGACCCGGAGGUUUGGCUCUGAUGUUGUCCUUGGACGCACGGGGAUCGUGGUGAGUACCUUCGUGCGCGUGCACUCGUCCAGGCUCACUGCUGCUCCUGCGGUGGCGGUGGCGCCCACCGGCCGGCAGGUGGCGGCGCUGCAGCUCAGGCGCCCGCGGUCGCUCCGGCCGCAGGGCGUGCUCAACGUGGCGGUGACGCUGCUGGGCGCCGCCCAGGCGCGCGCCGUGGCGCCCAUCUACCACAUGCCGGGGUCCCCGGACGCGUUCGCCAUGAAGGACCUCGUGGCGAUGAGGCCGGCGCCGUUCCUGUCAGAGAUCACGGAGGAGGGCGCGGCCGAGACGAGGGAUCUGGAGUACUACGCGCGCCGCCAGCGGCCGUUGGUUGAGCACUCCGGGCCGCUGGACCCGAGGGGCGCCGCCAUCGAGCAGAGCAAGCUGGCCAUGAAGCUGGAGAAGUGGAGGGUGGAUCUGUCCCCGGACCACGGGGAUCAUGACGGUCGCGGCGGCGGCAAGUCAGGGAGGUGGCUGCGCCGGACCUCCUGCUUCGGCCGCCAGGAGAGCUGGGAAAGGUAA